UCAGCCCGGUCGACGCGAACGUCGGCUGCGAGAUCCUCGGUCGCAUCUUCAGCGCCUGAGGUUGUCGAUACUCCAGACAACGCUCUUCGAACCAAGAUAUGCGCAGUCUUUCGCGAUGCGCAGCGAACCACAGCAACCCACCGCAAGCUGGUUGUGAAUCUGCGAAAGAUUCAAGAGCCAUGCUGCUACGAACCCGAAAACCCGAAUGCAUCACAAUUUAACGACUUCGACGAGGAUGCCUUCAAUCGCGAGUUCAUUAGAUGUGUCACCAAGAUUAUGCCCAUCAAGAAGUCCGAGAGCGUUGGAGAACGGUCGAUCCGAUUUAUCGGCCUCUUUCUGCGCCAUGCAAGCGAGAAGGAUAACGAACUUAUGGGGGAUGUUGAGGAUGAGGCGAGCGUAAUGCCCGAGACUCCGAGCACACGGCUUAUCUCUCAGCUCCUGGAAGCCAUCCUUCCGCUGAUGACAGCCAAGGACAAGGUUGUUCGAUACCGAUCGACUCAGCUCGUGUCGCACAUCAUCAACUCGCUCGAUGCCAUCGACGAUGACCUCUUCCAAAAGCUGCGUCAUGGGCUGCUCAAGAGGAUUCGCGACAAGGAGGCCAUGGUCCGCUCUCAAGCGGUGUUGGGUCUUGGUCGACUUGCAGGGAAUCAGCUUGAGGGUUGCACCAACUCUGAUGAUAGCGAGGAUGGUGAUACAGGCCUGCUUGAGAAGCUACUCGAGGUUCUUCAGAAUGAUCCAAAUGCCGAUGUGCGAAGAUCUCUCCUCGUCAACCUCCCUAUUCUGCCUGAGACUCUGUCCUUGCUUCUUGAGCGAGCACGAGACCAAGAUGCAGCAACUCGAAGGGCUGUUUAUUCCCGACUCUUGCCCGCACUAGGCGAUUUCCGACAUCUUUCAGUUAAGAUGCGAGAGAAGCUCCUCCGAUGGGGUGUCCGAGAUAGAGAUGAAAAUGUCCGAAAAGCUGCGGGCAGACUCUUCCGCGAGCGAUGGAUCGAGGAUUGCGCAGGAGUGCAACCCCGUGAGGAUGGUGCCCCUGCAGAGCCAUCACCUCCGAGCUUUGAAGGUCUUCAGGAGCUCCUGGAGCGAAUUGACGUUGUCAACACGGGCGUUGAGAAUGGAGUUGCUCUAGAGGCCAUGAAGGGCUUCUGGGAGGGCCGGCCAGAUUAUCGUGAGUCGGUUGAGUUUGACGACAGCUUCUGGGAGACUCUUUCUGCCGAGUCUGUUUUCAUGGCGAGGAGCUACAACGAAUUCUGCCGUAACGAAGGUGAUGGCAAGUACUUGGCCCUCCUGGAGGAGAAGCUUCCCGAGGUGACAAAGCUUGCCUUCUACUUGGAGCGAUAUCUGCACGUCCUUGUUGAAGCCGUUAAGAGGGUGGCUGAGGGCGAUGAGGAUGAGGAUGAGGAAGAAGAAGACACGGUGGAACAGGAGUUCAUCGUUGAGCAGCUGCUCCAAAUCGCUCUGACUCUUGAUUACUCUGACGAAGUUGGUCGACGGAAGAUGUUUACCCUUCUUCGACAAGCCAUUUCAAUUCCUGAGUUGCCAGACGAAGUCACCAAGCUCGCUGUGGAGGCACUGGAAGGGAUCUGCGCCCCUGAUGCUGCCGGAGAGCGAGAGUUUAUCAGUAUCGUCCUCGAGUCUGUGGCGGACGUUCACGACACCAUCGUCGAUGAGCCGCCAGCUGAGGAGCCCGAGGACAGCUUCCACUCGGCCAGGUCCGAGGUCAGCAGCCGCCCAAGCACGCCAACUAAUAAGAGUAGCAGGCGAGGCCACACUCCUGAGAUGAGCGAGGAGGAAGCGCACGACAAGGCGGUCAAGGAGAUCAUUGUCAACAUGAAGUGUCUUCACAUUGUCCAAUGCAUGCUCACGCAUGUGUCCAUCAACCUUCAGGACAACACAGACCUAGUGUCGAUGCUGAACAACCUGGUUGUCCCAGCCGUCCGCAGCCACGAAGCACCUGUUCGAGAGAGAGGCUUGGUCUGUCUCGGUCUCUGCGCUCUUCUCGACCGCUCGGUUGCGGAGGAGAACUUGACUCUGUUUAUGCACUUCUUCAGCAAGGGCCACACUGCUCUUCAGAUUACGGCGCUGCACAUCUUGACUGAUAUCCUUAAUGUCCACGGCGCAGAUCUGCUAUCGUCUACCCCCAGUCUGCUCAAGGUCUACAUCAAGGCUGUCAAGGGCGGGGCCAAGUCUCCAGAAGUCCAAGCAGCUGCCACUGUUGCUGUCUCGAAGCUUCUGCUGGGACGUGUUGUCAGCGAUGAGGAGGCUUGCCAGGAUCUGCUCAAGUCUCUGGUGGUUGCUUACUUUGACCCCUCGUCAGCAUCAAAUCAGACAGUUCGACAGGCCCUGAACUACUUCCUCCCCGUGUUUUGCUUCUCACGGGCUGAGAACCAGGAUCUCAUGCGGAGUAUUGCACUCGAUGCCAUCCAUGCCCUUUUCAAUGUCCGCGAAGGCUUGGAAGAUGAUGAUGUGGAUGUCGAGGAGGACAUGGUCAGCAUGACCACCAUCGGAGCUUGUUUGGUGGACUGGACGGAUCCCAGAAAGUGUUACAGCCCCACAGACUUGUUGGAUACCGAGAAGAAGGUUGUGAAUGGCGAUGUGCAUCUGGAGUUUGCCAUGGAUAUUCUGGAGAAGUUGCAAGGCAAUAUUGCCAAAGAAGAGAAGAAGCUCCUCGCUACGCUCCUUGGAAAGCUUCAUGUGUCCCCUGGUUCGACCGAGGAGAAGCUGCGCGAGGCAUACACCGAGGUCAGCGUCGCUGUCGAGGAUGGUUUGCUGUCUGAUGCCACCAGCCGCAACGCCCUCUACAAGAUCCACGUCAGCUUGGGCAAGAUUGUCAACGCCCUUGAGGAUCAGCAGCAACAGCCUGCU
Fusarium vanettenii 77-13-4 is the source of this 2862-nucleotide messenger RNA. RefSeq lists its product as uncharacterized. NCBI's taxonomy places the organism in Eukaryota, Fungi, Ascomycota, Sordariomycetes, Hypocreales, Nectriaceae. Gene Ontology annotation, biological process: mitotic chromosome condensation. The annotation marks the transcript as partial. The record is from RefSeq and is a predicted model, not a curated record. The transcript has 2 exons. Gene Ontology annotation, cellular component: condensin complex; condensed chromosome.